AUGACCAGUGCUAUUCCUUAUGACCCAUUUGACGAUAUAGACAACAACCCGUUUUCUGAGCCGGCAGUUGAAUCCGCUCCAGGGACACACGAUGCAGACGAGGCACGGGACAAUGAAGCUGAAAAUCAGCCACAGCUGCAGAAAGGCGAUGAAGAGAGAUCCGUGACUGCUCCCGGUGAAGAUCAAGACACUACACUACAAGAACAACUGGAAAAUUUGGUCCCAGAACGUAAAAAUACAAAGUUUACUCUGGUGGUCAAAGUCACCGGACUGGAAAGAGUAGGGUCCCUCGCUAACAAGAAAGACAAUCCUGCCAUUAUUUUUGAUGCCUCGACUAAUUUGCCCACUUUCCGCAAGCCCAAGCACCGCAAUCUCAAGAAAACCAUGUCGGAAUUCCAAAACCUGUUCAAGUACCUCAACGCCGCGUUGCCCGAGACUUUUGUACCCAGUUUGCCCGCGCCCAGUACUAAUUACGGGAUCCAAAACAACGAGGACUACCAGAAAACGCAAAGCGCCAUGCAGGAAUGGUUCGACCGGAUCUGUGGAGAUCCGCUUGUGCUUCGGUGCGAAGAACUCGCUUUUUUCAUCGAAAGCGACUUCAACACGUACACUCCAAUCGGUAAAGUGAAAUCUACCGUUACAGGGCUCAGGCGUAAGACCUUAAAGCAGCUUGCGCCUCCGUUCGACGAAUGUCUCGAGCUAGCGCAAUUCAGACCGCUAGUCAAAUCAAUUCACUACAAUUGCCAUGAGAUCCAGCUCAAACUCUACAGACUAAGCAAACUUCGAAAAAUGCUGUCUCAGGACGAAAAUGGAGUGGGUCAGACGUUCACGGAAAUGCUUACGGAUUCGAGCCAGAUUCACACCAAGUUGUACAAGCGCUUCGGUAAGACGCUCACCGCCGUGGGCGACAUCGACAGCGUCGUGGCCACACUGGACAUGGCGACCCUCUACGAUGGGCUGGCAUGGAUUGUGCAGGACACGUACGUCGUGAAGGAGGCCCUGACGAACCGUCACUUCUUGAUGCGUGAGUUGCUGCAGGCGCAGCAAAACACCAAAUUCAGACAAGACCAAGCACGCAGACUCCGCGUCAAACGCGAUGUCAAUCCCUUAAAAGUAGACGAAGCUAUCAGAGCAUUGAAAACUGCUACCACGGCAGAACACGAACUUACUCUAAAGUUGCAACGCACGACCGCCAACAUGCUGUUUGAGAAACAGAGAUGGCUCGAAUGGUAUUCCCAUGCACUCACUGCCGCUAUCCGAGAAUACACACUGCGCAAGAUCGAAUACGAACGUAAGAAAUUGACGCUGCUGGAACGCAUAAAGAGCGACGUGAGAUCAGCGGACUUGAAGGGCGGUCUUUCUCGUCUGGGACGCGGCGCUUCGACCAGCUCAACCACUGGACCGUCCCAGACGCCUCAGGGUGACAGUUGGACGGGCAACUCGCGUUAUCGUCAUUUUCAACCGGGCGUACUACAAACGGAAUUUGACAACAGCCUGCAAGAAGAACAAGACUCUACCCACCCAACCGAUCCAGAGGAGCAACGAGCGCUGGACGCCCGCAACGCCGCCGCUUUACUCGGUACCUCCACGUUCUGA
Lachancea mirantina is the source of this 1596-nucleotide messenger RNA. NCBI's taxonomy places the organism in Eukaryota, Fungi, Ascomycota, Saccharomycetes, Saccharomycetales, Saccharomycetaceae. The record is from the annotation of a GenBank genome assembly.